Molecule: messenger RNA, 316 nt
Organism: Linum tenue
Lineage: Eukaryota; Viridiplantae; Streptophyta; Magnoliopsida; Malpighiales; Linaceae
Source: the annotation of a GenBank genome assembly
CCCAAAACAACUAAUAAAGAGGGAAAGUGUAGCCUUUUUGUGAAAAUCUCAAACCCUAUUCUAUUUCCCAUUUCCAUUCGACCAACCGCUCCCCCUCAUCGACCAACAGUGAGAUCCCUCCUCAUGGUUGGAGACUUGGGAUGUUUGGGAUUGUGGAAAAGGGUUGUAUGUGUAUAUGAAUGGAUGAAUAAUGAUAUGGUGACUUAGGUUUUUGUAGAAUAUGGCUUAUCUAUCAUAUUUUUUUCAACGUUUAAUCUCGCCUAGGCAACGACUAAUCGGCCUGGGCGCUGGGCGGUGCCUCUUCGCCUAGAUAGCG